Erigeron canadensis is the source of this 1727-nucleotide messenger RNA. Its product is annotated as F-box protein At5g07610-like. Lineage: Eukaryota; Viridiplantae; Streptophyta; Magnoliopsida; Asterales; Asteraceae. The record is from RefSeq and is a predicted model, not a curated record. The coding region runs from base 96 to 1424 and encodes 442 amino acids. The transcript has 3 exons. Gene Ontology annotation, molecular function: protein binding.
UGUUACCCUAUUUUAUUUAGCGUAUAUUAUUAUUAUCAGAUUAGAUACGUUCUACGACCCAAAUCGGUUGAGUUUUCACUUAGUUGAGCGAAAACAUGAUGGCUGAAUCUGAAAACAUGAAACGGGUCAAAGUAGUAAAUGAAAGCUCUCCUGCUGUCAUUGUAGAAGAGACAAUUCCCGCUGGAAAUGAAUCUUUCUCAUUUUACCCUCAGGCAGAAAAAGUUGCUUCCAACCAAGACCUUCUGAUGGAAAUCCUCUUUCGCUUACCAGUGAGAUCAUUACUUCGGUUUAAGAUUGUUUCCAAAGACUGGUACUCUAUCGUUGUAAGUCCUGGCUUCAGAAGCAAACUUCUCAGCCGACCUAAACGUGAACCCCCUUCAGGUCUGUUCGUCCCGCUGCUUCGGAAAAAAAUACCACACCUUGAAUGUGACUUUGUCCCGUUUGACAUUGAAAAUCCAGGAAAAGCCCCUUUCAGAACCCCCAACUUCGAUCCAGAUGUUAAGAGAAUUGAUAUUGAGCAUUCUUCUAAUGGCUUACUGUUGUGUUCUAGUAAGACCAGGGAUUUGACUAACAGGUAUGGGUUUACCCACAAAUAUUACAUGUACAAUCCAACGACCAAUCAAUCCAUUACGCUUCCUAAACUUGAAAAUUAUGAUAACUCUAAGCGUUUAGGUAUGACCAUAGCUUUUGAUCCUUCAAAAUCACCUCACUAUAAAGUCGUAUAUGUUUGUGGCCUUGGAACGGAUCGUCGUGCUGGUGUGACUGGUUACCAGAUAGAAACAUAUUCCUCAGAAACUCGCACUUGCAAGGUAUCAUAUGAAUUAGCUCUUGAUGAAGAGAUUGAUAUAUAUUUUGGUGCUGGUGUUUAUUGGAACAAUGCCAUUCAUUGGAUUCACCAUACGGGGUUUGUGCUGUAUUUCAAUUUGGAAAAAGAGGUUGUUGAUCAUGUACUCACUCCUGGUGCACAUCAGCGCGUGGAUCCUGAAAGCUAUACAAGUUAUAUGUACGAGUCUUGUGAUCACCUCCUUGUCGCUCAAAUCCGUAAUGCCCUGAAUACAGAAUUUAAUAUUUUCGAAUCAAAGAGAGAUUAUUCAUCAUGGAUUGUGAAAUACCGUGUUGAUAUUGAUGGGUUGCGCCGACCAUACCCUGAAAUCAUCUUUGAUCAUAACAAUCCUCGUACAUUUUGUUUUACUUUGCUAUCUAUUGUGCUGGGUGAAAAAGACAAUGAUGAUGAUUCAUUCUUGGUACUAGAAAUAGGGGAUGAAUUAAAAAAAGCUGUUAGAUUCAACUUGUCAUCUAAGACUUCUCACAAGCUCCUUGAUUUUACUGCUUUUCCCCAUUCUAUCCGCUCUAUUGACUUCGACGGGAUAUACGUUCACAACCCAAAUACUUUCCAGUUUACAGAGUCUCUCUACAAUGUUUGAAGCAUCUAUGGCUCUGGGUGUUGCGAGGUAGAAUUGGCUAGAAUCAAAGUGAAGGCGUAAUGGUGGAAUGAUUUGUGCCAUUUUUGUUGGUGUUGGUGCAAGUGCUUAUUAGACUUUUGCUAUGAUACCACGUUCGAUAAUGAUCACGUUGGAUGUUGUGAAAUAGUUAAAUGUGUAGUUGUGUCAAAAUGGAUUUUAUGGUAGCAGUGGCAUAUGUAUUGUGAAUGAUUCUGCAAACCUUGGAUGUAUGAAAUGGUCGUUUGCAUGCUAAAACAGGUGGUUUGAAAACUGCCAAAAGAACAA